Molecule: messenger RNA, 2943 nt
Organism: Chrysoperla carnea
Lineage: Eukaryota; Metazoa; Arthropoda; Insecta; Neuroptera; Chrysopidae
Product: glutamate receptor ionotropic, kainate 2-like
Exons: 11
Coding region: 82-2886 (934 amino acids)
Biological process (GO): synaptic transmission, glutamatergic; monoatomic ion transport; modulation of chemical synaptic transmission
Cellular component (GO): postsynaptic membrane; plasma membrane
Molecular function (GO): glutamate-gated receptor activity; transmitter-gated monoatomic ion channel activity involved in regulation of postsynaptic membrane potential
Source: RefSeq, a predicted model, not a curated record
CGGUAAAUUUUUCAAGACAUUCUUCAACAAAUCUUAUCAUAAAAUGCAGAUUUAAUUCAUAAUGUUUAAAACUUCAUCAAAAUGGGAACCUGGUGUAUUAAAUUUCUGUUUUUAAUUUUAUUUAUAUAUAAUUUACCAAUUACCUAUGGAUACAAAAAAGAUGAAAUCCGUAUUGCUGGAUUGUUUGACCAAAUGUCUGAAGAUCAGAACAAGGUAUUUCAAUUAGCUGCUGAAGCGAUUAAUGAGCAGCGAGCUGGCGCUUCAAUAAGAGAUGAUGAAGAACCUUCGGCAUUAUUACCAUGGCAUGAACUAGUUGCGGAUUCUACAGUUGUGGCUGAUGAUCAGUUUAUGAUUUCUCGUACAGUUUGUGAAUUAUUGGAGAAAGGUAUUGUUGGUUUAUUUGGACCAACUGCUGGCCAAUCAUCUGGCUAUGUACAAUCUAUGUGCGAUUUAAUGGAAAUACCACAUAUAGAAACACGUCGUGAUCAUUUACCGAAUCGUGGUACAUGCAUGCUAAAUUUACAUCCAUAUCCGCCAACAUUAGCUCGUGUCUAUUCCGAUUUGGUUCGUGCAAUGAAAUGGACAUCGUUUACAAUUUUAUAUGACACGGAUGAUAGUUUACCACGGAUUAAUGAAUUAUUAAAAUUAUAUGAUCCGAAAGGUUUUAGUGUUAUUGUACGAAAAUUAGACAUUUAUAAUGGUGAUGGAAACUUUAGACCUAUUUUAAAAGAAGCCAAGGACAAUGGUGAGCGUUAUUUUAUCGUGGAAAGUACAGGAUAUGAUCUAUACACAAUAUUAACACAAGCACUACAAGUUGGAAUAUUAACAGACCAUUAUCAUUACAUUAUAACAACUUUGGAUAUCCAUACCAUCGAUUUAGAACCAUUUCAAUAUGGUGGUGCAAAUAUUACUGGAGUAAGAAUGAUUGAUCCAGAUGACGCAGAUGUUGAACAAGCUACAAUGUUAUGGCGUGAAUUUGAACAAGAGCGCGGUGAGACACUAAGAGAAUCAUUGGAAAAAGAGAAAUUAACAGUGGAUACAGCAUUAAUGUAUGAUGCUGUAUUUAUAUUUGCUGAGGCUUUACAUCAACUGAAUCAAUCGAAUAGCGUAAGAGCAAGACCAUUAGAUUGUGAUGAAUUUGAUAAUUGGGAGCAUGGAUAUAGUUUAAUUAAUUUUAUGAGAAUGGUGAACUGGAAAGGCCUUACUGGUAUUCUCAAAUUUGAUCACCAAGGAUUUCGUAACGACUUUAUGUUACAACUUGUAGAAUUGACAUCCGAAGGACUACAAAAAAUUGGUACAUGGAAUUCAACAGAAGGGUUAAACAUCACUCGCACACAAGUGCCUUUUUAUGAAGUCAAACAAGAAACAAAUUUUAAAAACAAAACUUUCCUUGUAUUAACAGCGCUGACUAAACCCUAUGGAAUGUUAAAAGAUUCAGCAGAUAAAUUAACUGGAAACGAUCGAUAUGAAGGUUUUGGAAUUGAUGUAAUUCAUGAAUUAUCUUUAUUAUUAGGAUUUAAUUACACAUUCGCUAUACAAGAAGACAGUAAUUAUGGAUCGAUAAAUGAAAAGACUGGUGAAUGGGAAGGAAUGUUAAGAGAAGUUAUGGACGGGCGAGCUGAUUUAGCUAUUACCGACUUAACAAUCACAUCGCAGCGAGAAUCAGUUGUGGAUUUUACUAUGCCUUUCAUGAAUUUAGGCAUUAGUAUAUUAUAUAAAAAAUCAUCUAAAAUGCCACCAGAACUUUUCUCUUUCAUGGAUCCAUUUUCAAAGGAAUUAUGGUAUUAUAUGGGUGCAGCAUACUUCAGUGUAUCGUUUUUGAUAUUCUUGAUGGGACGAUUGAGUCCGUAUGAAUGGAUGAAUCCUUAUCCUUGUGUAGAAGAACCUGAAGUACUGUCAAAUCAAUUUAGUUUGACGAAUUCAUUUUGGUUUACUAUUGGUAGUUUAUUACAACAAGGGUCAGAAAUUGCACCAGCAGCAACGUCUACGCGUAUAGCAGCUGGAACAUGGUGGUUUUUCACAUUAAUUAUGGUGUCGUCUUAUACAGCUAAUUUAGCUGCAUGUCUGACAGUUGAACGCAUGUUUGAACCCAUUAAAAGUGCAGAAGACCUUGCUGCACAAACAGAGAUACAAUAUGGCUCUAAAUCAAAAGGUUCCACCAAAGACUUUUUUAAGGAGGCCACAUAUCCCCCAUAUAAAAAAAUGUUUGAAUAUAUGCAGAACACACCAGGUGUAUUGUUCGACACCAAUGAGAAGGGUAUUACACGAGCAAAGACCUCAAAUUAUGCGUUUUUGAUGGAAUCCACUUCAAUUGAGUACAUUACACAGAGAGACUGUACACUGCAACAGGUUGGUGGUUUACUAGAUGAUAAAGGAUAUGGGAUUGCGAUGCGUAAAAAUUCAACAUAUCGAAAUGAUUUAAGUACAGCAGUUUUAAAACUUCAAGAAGCUGGCAAAUUACAAAAACUGAAAGAUAAAUGGUGGAAAGAAAAACGUGGUGGCGGUGCUUGUGACGAUACGGGGGCAGCAACUGCAGCAGCUGAAUUAGGUUUGCCAAAUGUUGGUGGUGUAUUUAUUGUAUUGGUCACGGGCAUACUUUGUUCAACCGUAACAGCCUUUUUGGAAAUGUCGUUCGGUGCUGUGAGCCGUAGCUUUAAAUAUAAAAUUCCAUUGCGUGAAGAGUUAAUUAAUGAAUUGAAAUUCUUAAUACGAUGUUCGGGUUUAACGAAACCACUUAGGACAUCUAGUGAAGAAGACAAUGUAGACGGUGACGCUGGUAGUCGAAAAUCGGACGAUGAAAAAAAUGGUUUUGAUGAUUUAGCAAAUGAUUUAUAUAAUUAUGCACCAGAUAUUACUAAAAGUAAUGAAAUCAAGCAUUCUAUUUGAGUAUAAGGUUUUGUAAUUUAAAUGUUAUUUAAUAAUAAAGACAAGUUUUAAACCAAA